AUGGCAGAAGAAGAAGAGGAGGACAGUUAUGCAAAAGGUUUUACUUUCCUGUACCGCACGGAAGGCAAGAUUACAGUGACACUGUUGUCAACAGGGAACGUCAGGGACAAAACCUAUACUGCUGAAGACGUAGUGGAGUAUGUGAAAGCGGCAAAAGAUUUGUUAUACAAGGAGUUUGGUGUUGGAGCUGCGUAUCUGGUUUGCGAUUCUACUGGUGCCCACAUUAAGGCCAGAAAAUUGCUUAAGAACGAGUUUCCAUCGAUGCUUAGUUUGCCUUGUUAUGCGCACCAGUUCAACUUGUGGACCACAAAUGUAUUGCACCUGCCGUUUCUACCUCCCGCGUGCAAAUCUGCACUGGCCAUUGUUACGGACUUUGACCGGAAAACGAUUCUCCUGGGAAAGCUGCGCAAAUUUGCGAAGCAGAUGUACCCUAAUCGACAGCACACUUCCCUUGAAAGGCCUACCGAAACCCGCUGGUACUCGUUUGCAAAGUGUUUUCGCUCCAUUCUCGAUUCGAAAUUGGUAUUAAAGAGAGUGUUAGAAGAGAACGAUUUCGUUGAUAAACUAUCGCUUCCAGUUCGUGUGGACAUAGAGAGUUCGUCCUUUUGGAAAGGCUUGGAAAAUGUCUUGUCUAUUUUGGACCCGCUGGUACAAGCGCAAGCUAUUUCCGAGAGCAACAGUUGCACGUUGUGUGAUGUGAUGUUGGCGGUAAAAAAUCUGUACGAUAAGUUCGAGCAGUUGGAUCCGAGCGGUUAUCUGUUAGAAAAGUUGGAAAGUAGAUGGAAGCGUUUUUUUGACGUACGCCUGAUGAUUUUGGCGGUAGCGCUCCACCCAGGCCACAGCCUAAGCAGUCUACAGUACGACCCUGUAAAAAUCAACUGGCACAUUGUCAAGCAGCGGACGACAGAUCUUCAUAAGGAAAUGUUUCCGAAGUCCAAGCACUCAAUCACUGGAAAUUCUGUGGUGGCAUUUAUGAAUAAAGCGGAUAACGCCACUGAGUUUUCAGCUAAUGAGAUGUUGCAAAUGCGGCUUUUGUUUCCCUCGUCUAAAAAGAGUUACAUUUUGCAGAAUCUCUGUUUGACGAAAUUGUAUCGGAAGCUGAUCACCGAUCCUUUUGGCUACUAG
Paramacrobiotus metropolitanus is the source of this 1125-nucleotide messenger RNA. RefSeq lists its product as uncharacterized. The record is from RefSeq and is a predicted model, not a curated record. The coding region runs from base 1 to 1125 and encodes 374 amino acids. NCBI's taxonomy places the organism in Eukaryota, Metazoa, Tardigrada, Eutardigrada, Parachela, Macrobiotidae. The transcript has 4 exons.